This is a messenger RNA of Protopolystoma xenopodis, 264 nucleotides long. The record is from the annotation of a GenBank genome assembly. NCBI's taxonomy places the organism in Eukaryota, Metazoa, Platyhelminthes, Monogenea, Polystomatidea, Polystomatidae.
AUGCACUUCGGACAAGCUGGAUAUUGUGUAAUCACUUACCUGCUGGGUGUUGGUGACAGGCACAUGGAGAACCUUAUGCUUACCAAUGACGGUCAUCUUUUCCACAUAGACUUUGGCUUCAUUCUCGGUAAUGAUCCCAAGCCACUUGCUCCUGAGGUCCGUCUAACCAAAGCUAUGCUCGAAGGCAUGGGGGGUCCGGGAACAAAGCAGUUCAACGCUUUCUGGAGCACAAGUUUCACGGCUUUUCUUAUUCUAAGAAGGUAA